Molecule: messenger RNA, 7461 nt
Organism: Adelges cooleyi (spruce gall adelgid)
Lineage: Eukaryota; Metazoa; Arthropoda; Insecta; Hemiptera; Adelgidae
Product: helicase ARIP4
Exons: 13
Coding region: 449-7219 (2256 amino acids)
Cellular component (GO): nucleus
Molecular function (GO): ATP binding; ATP hydrolysis activity; ATP-dependent chromatin remodeler activity
Source: RefSeq, a predicted model, not a curated record
UUUCCAAAAAAUCGUAUCUAUCGUAUAUAUUGAGAAGAAAAUGGACGAACGCAAUUAUUAUUAUUAUUUAUUACCACUGUAGUCAAUGUAGGAAAGUCGGUUCAAAAGUAAUAUAUUAGAUAAUUCACCCGAGUCGUACAAUCAAACGUCGCCGGAGAGUGUAAUGUGUGCGAAUGUGUCUUAGAGCCGAGGAUAUAACGUUUAUAUAGUACUUUUUAUUUGUUUUUGUUGUGAUUGCGAACGAACCGCCGAAGAAAGUAUAGAUACAUUAUUAUUGUAGUUUAGUGAUAAUAGUGUUUUUGUAUUGUUGUUGAAUAAAUAAUAAUACAUUUCCCGUCGUAAUAACACACGAACCGAAGAAUACGUUAAUAAUAUUACGUGCAAUUAAUAUUUGAUCGUAACAACAAUGGAAACAAGUUAAAUAAUAUCCAUUGUCGAGUUCGUUCACAUGGAUCCGUUCAAUUUGUCGCGUUAUGCCAAUCUCACCAUUCAGAGGGUACAACAACCCCCCGAGGAGAAACCGCCUCCUCCGUAUAGUGAAAACGAAAAAGAAAUGAGUGACAACAAAACGGACAACGAUGGUGAAGAGGAGGAGGAGGAGGAGGAAGAAGAUCAAGAAGAAGAUGAAGCAACGAACAAAAUCGCUACCGAGUUACCUGAGGUAGAGGAUAAACACGAUGAUCUGGUCGAUCCAGUGAUGCCCGGCAUAGAAACGGAUACCGACACAGAAUCCAAUGCCACCAACGAAGUUACUACGACUCAGGUCGAGGAGACCGUUGAAGUCAAACAAGAAAUCCAAGAUCCCGAACACAACUCUGAAAGCGAUGGUGAAAAUCAAGAUCAAAUUGAUGAAGAAAUAGAGUCAAAUUCCAAACGAAAAUCCGUCGAAGAGAAAGACGGCGAUCAAGUAUCAAAAAAACCAAAAAUGACUGAUGAAAAAACUAGUGAUGAAGAUUCUGAAAAUCAAACAACUUCAGAAAAACGACUGACAAAUUUGAGAAGAAAUAUUCGCGAGGUAAUGGACGAAAACAAGUUAGAUGAAGCAACCUUGGCCGCUCAGAGACAAGAAAUGGAAAGAUUAAGACGUGUGCAAGAACAACAACGUCUAAUUAGAGAAGUACAAAAACAGAUAGCAAUAAAUAAACAAAAUUCAAAAGCUCAAGAUCGGGUGAUGUCUUUACUCCAAGGUGGUACCACGUCUUUAAUUAAAAAGAGUUCUGUGCCUAGUGACUCGUCAGUACCAAAACCUAAUACAAUUGUCAUCUCUACCGAUUCUGGAUCAUCUCAAGGUUUUAAUAAAAAGAUGUUAGAAAUAUUAAAAAGCCAUCCAGACUCGCCCGAACAAAGUAGUGGACCUGAUAAAAUAUCAUCAAUAGCUUCUAAGCUUGCAGAAGCUAAUGAACCUCAUAUGGUCACGUCGUCUGUUUCAAUCGCACCCAUAAAAGCUGCUAAAGUGGCCGAAGUAGUUACAAUUAGCAGCGAGAGCGAUGAAGUAGAACCUGAACGACCUCAAAGUUCGGAUGAUGAUUGCAUAUUGAUAUCCGGAGAUGAAGAAGAAGAAGAAUUGCCAGAUGACGAUGCUAACAAUAGUGGUAUGCACACUAAUGAUGCAUACAAUCAACCCGAUGAAUAUGGACGAGUUUUGGUGAAUGUCGGUCAUCCUGAUAACGAACCCGAUGUUUUCUUAGCCCCACAAAUAGCUCGUGUCAUAAAACCUCAUCAAGUCGGAGGCGUAAGAUUCUUGUACGAUAACGUAGUUGAAUCUCUUGAAAGGUUUAAAUCAUCGGCUGGUUUUGGAUGUAUCCUAGCCCAUUCGAUGGGAUUAGGCAAAACACUUCAGGUCGUUUCCUUUUGUGAUGUUUUUUUAAGGCACACUCCGGCAAAACAUGUUCUAUGUAUUAUGCCUAUUAAUACGUUACAAAAUUGGUUGGCCGAAUUCAAUAUGUGGCUACCCUUACCUGACGAAACAAAAAAUUCGCCCUCUGAAAAUGUGGUAAAAAAAGAGGAAGUCAUCCAUAGGUCGUUCCCACUGUUUGUGCUAAACGAUUUUCAUAAAACAAUAUCGGCAAGAGGAAAAGUCAUUCAAAGUUGGCAGAAUGAAGGCGGCGUACUACUUAUGGGCUACGAACUCUAUAGACAAUUGACUUCGAGAAAACCGAGGAAAAAGAGAAACAAAAAACAGAUGGACGACGAUUUUUUUGAUGAAAAAAACAAACCUUUACUCGACGAAAUGAGAGAAGCAUUGGUGAAACCGGGUCCCGAUUUAGUGAUAUGUGACGAGGGUCACCGGAUAAAAAACAGUCAUGCUUCAACUUCGCAAUCGCUUAAGGAAAUCGAAAGUCGUCGACGUAUCGUUUUGACUGGAUACCCGCUGCAGAACAACCUACUAGAAUAUUGGUGUAUGGUAGAUUUUGUUCGUCCAAACUAUUUAGGAACGAAAACCGAAUUCAGUAAUAUGUUUGAGAGGCCGAUCCAGAAUGGUCAGUGUAUCGAUAGUACGCCUCAAGAUAUACGAUUGAUGAGAUACAGAGCACACGUUUUGCAUUCCCUUUUGGAAGGUUUUGUUCAAAGAAGAAGUCAUUCUGUUCUCGAGAAAACGUUGCCUCAAAAAGAGGAAUAUGUUCUGCUCGUACGCUUAACACCUCUGCAACGACUAUUGUAUGAUCGUUUCAUGAACGAAGUUGUCAGGAAAAAAGCUGUUCCCAAUCCGUUAAAAGCGUUUGCUGUAUGCUGUAAAAUUUGGAAUCAUCCCGACAUCCUCUACUUUUUCCUGAAGAAACGAUCAUUGGACGAAGCCGAAAUCGAUUUAGAUCUCGAAGAAGCCGGUACACCUCUGGGAACUCCUUUAGGACCUACUCCGGUUACGUCUCCUUCUGCCGCUUCAAAAAGAUCUAGAAAUCGGUGGCCCAAAGGUGGAGGAGUGAAUCCAAAUUCCAAAGAGUUAAAGGCCAAUUCUAAUCGAAAGAAUUUAAACAAAGACUUAAGGAUACCAGCCGUAGCGACAGUAAUGCCAAACACGAGUAGCAAUCAAACAAUCUCCCCGACAAUUCAAAAUCGUAAUUCUUCUUCAGUUCCUGCUCAUUCAGUACAACCGAAUAAUCAGUUCGACGAAUAUUCAUCUCAAUCUCAACCUCAAUACGGAAUCACAGAUGAUUUUCCCAACCAAAAUUUUAAUAGUUAUAAUAAUCAAAACUCGUUUUGGAAAGAAGGAGGAGGGGGCGACUUCUUUAGAGGUAACCCGGAGUAUUACCAACAAGGUCGUGGUUCAGAUAAAAAACCACAAUAUCAAUAUCCCCAAGAUCCUACGCUCGAAGAAGGCGAAAUUCGAUUAGACAAGAAUGAAUCUGGUUAUCAGACGUACGAAGACAACAACUUUAGAGCAACUAAUGAUCAGGGUCUUUAUCAAAAUCAAACGUUCAACCAAGACACAUCUCAUAGUCGACAACCUGAACUACGCGUACAGAACCAAGGAUUUUCACAAGACAUGCAUAAGAUGAAUCAAAGUCGGUUUUUGAAUCAAACAGCAAAUAACGAAACAACGUCGUCUUUCCAAGGAGUACAUCAGAGGUUUCCGACGAUGCAGCCGAGCAACGCCGCCGCCGCCGAUCAAACGUUAAAAACCAAAGGUAAAAGCGUACGUAGUCGUAAACCCUCGACUAACAAGCGCGUUCCGAAAAACCAAACAAUACAGGUGAUGACUGAAUCUGGAAAUUCCAUCGAAAACAACUGUGGAGAUAAUAUGAAUAAUUUAGGAAAUCAGCAAAUGUUUUCAAACGCCAAAGAACCGUUUAGGCAAGAAUUUCAGAGCCAAGACGGCGGCAGUCGUUCCAACAACAAUUUAGGUUUAUUAAUUAAUAAUCAAAACGUCACGACCGGUCCGUCUAUUCCUUUAGCGACUAAUAAUUGUGAUGCAAAAUUCAAAGCUUCUCAUAGUUCGUUAGAUAGUAAUAAUAAAGGAAUAUAUGAAAGCAAUUUAGUCAAACAAGUGAACAACGAAGUUUCUAGUUUUGGUAGUUUAUUCGACGGUAACAAUCAAAUGUUGUCGAACCGUCAAGAAACAAACAGGAAUAACCAGAGCGUUCAAAACAACACCAUGCAAUCGAACAUGAACGGUCAAGAUAUGAAUAACGUAAAUAACAGCAAUCAGUUAGGUGCACAAAACCUGAUGAUGAAUCAUCAAGCAAUUGAAAAUUCUAGAAUGAUUAAUAACAGUUCGUUACAAGGAAACUCGGCUGUGGGUAAUUCGGGAUUGUUAUCAAUGCACGACCAAAGUGAAAUAAAUUCGACAAAUAGUCAAAACUCUGGUCAGCAUCACAAUCAUCCGAUGGGUUUAUCGCACGAUCAAGAGAUGAUGAUGAGCCAUCAUAAUAUUUCAUUUGAACAAAAAUUCAUUAACACUCAGCAGCAACAACAACAACAACAACAACAAGAUAAGCAACUCCAGUACCAAAAUUCCGAGAAUUCAUUAUUAAAUCAUGAGACAACGUUGCCAGUUAACGAAAGAUUUAUGAAUUCGUCAAAUUCGAGCCAUAACUACAACAAUUUCAAUAUUUUAGAAUCUAAUCAGAAUCACAAUUAUGGAAACAUGUUACCCGAUCAACAGUUUCAGAGUCAAAAUAUUUUGAGCGAUCAAAUGUUGCACGAUCAAGAAAUGUUACUGGCAAACGAUCAGGCCAUGUUGAGCGUUCUUAAUUCUACGACCGACGCUAACGAACAAGCAUUGUUAUAUAACGCCAUGGUUGGUCAAUCUGAUGGACAGAGUCUGCUUGGUCUAUUGGAUGCUCCCAAUAUAAUGAACGAUCAAAUUAAUGAUUAUCAGCAACCUGUUUAUGGCCCGUUGCCGCCAAACGUCAAACCCGGCUUACCCGGAGGCAUGAAAAAUGAUCCUGAAAACAAUCAAUAUUACAGGGAUCCAAAACUACCACUUAACGUCGGAAGAGGAGUGACCAUAAUGCCGUUGGGCCAAAGCUCAAACGACGUUAAAAUGUAUCCAGAUCAAAAUCGUUAUAAUAUUCCAAAAACACCGGAUACGUCUUAUCAACGAUACACUAAUUAUUCACCCAUGUAUCCGUACGCUUCGAGUUCAAGCACUCCGUUGGGUAGCAUAUCGGACAUAUUGGACAAUAUUCCCGGGCCGGAGCGUUCCUACCAGCCCGCAGAUCGUAAAAUUACGGCCCCUUGCACAGUGACAAGCCAAGACGUCAAUAAUCCUUUGCCCCCUUUUCAUUCACUGGACAACAAACCCAAGUACGAUUACAGUGAAAGCAGUUCAAAUGUGGACAUAGAUCAAUCUAAAGACGAACACAUUCCUUCAUUUUCCAUGGACAACAAAGAAGGAAAAUCUUCAGAAGACAGCACAGAACCCCCAAGAGUACCAACAUUGUUGGAAGAAGGAGAGAUAAGAAAUCCUUCUUUAAUAAUGAAAAGUGGCAAGGAAGAACCCGGAAUACCUUACGAUUGGGCCGUUGAGCUCUUCAAAGAUUACAUACCUGGAAUGAUUGAAGCAUCGGCUAAAAUGUCAUUAUUGUUUGCAAUCGUUGAAGAAUCCAUUAAAAUCGGAGACCGCGUUUUAUUGUUUAGCCAAUCGUUGUUUACGUUGGAUUUGAUUGAAGAAUUUUUACAACGUAACAAAAUUCCAGGAACAGAUGAAAACUGGUGUAGAAAUUGUGAUUACUAUCGUCUUGACGGAAGCACUUCUGCGUCCGAACGUGAAAAAUUGAUAAACGACUUUAACAGAUGUACUACUGUCCAUUUGUUUUUGGUAUCAACUCGAGCGGGCUCAUUAGGUAUCAAUCUUGUUGGAGCAAACAGAGUUAUAGUUUUUGACGCAUCGUGGAACCCAUGUCAUGAUACACAAGCCGUCUGUCGAGUGUAUCGUUAUGGCCAGAAGAAACCCUGCUAUGUAUACCGACUCGUGACGGAUAACUGUUUAGAAAAGAAAAUUUACGACAGACAAAUUAACAAGCAAGUAAUGGCCGACCGUGUUGUCGAUGAAUGCAAUCCAGAUGCUCAUUUAUCCAUUAAAGAAGUAACUAAUUUGUGUUGGGACGACGGAGAGUCAAAACCGACCAAGGACUUUUCAUCGCUCAAAGACAAUUAUGAUGAUGUAGUGAUCAAAUAUAUUGUUGAAAAUCUCAGCUCUGUUCUCACAAAGGAACCAUUUCAACACGAGUCGUUAUUUGUGGACCGAAAAGAUAAAAAACUAUCUCAGGCUGAAAAAAGACUGGCCAAGAGAAGUUAUGAAAUGGAGAAAAAAGCAAAUAGCCGACCAAUGUAUUCUUACUACGGCCAAAAUACAAAUUCAUCAUUAUACAGAAAUCAAAUGGGCAAACCUAUGGCCAGCGUACGUCCCAUGCAAUCUAUGUCCAACACGUCUGCAAUGAUGGCCAGUAGAAACGCUUUGAACCGAAGGUGGAUUCCGGCCGAAGUUUGGCAGAAACAAGGAAUGACUGCUCAAGAAAUGACAUUACCAUUGGAUGUGGUAAUUCCGACAAAUGCUGGCGAUAGAGGAUCGAUUGUUUUAAAAGCCGGACAAAAAGUCAUGGUACUGAAAAGCCCCAAAGGUAUUUACAUGCAAUUGGAAUCUGGAAAAAUCAUCGCUAUCCGAACGUCGGGCAACAAUAAACCUAACAGCCCUGCUCUUCCCGGCCAAUCCUUUUCACAACCACAACCAUCCGCCACUCAACAACAAACGCCCACGGUGCCGCCUUACAUAGUUAGGUCUCAUUCACUUGACAGUAGUUACAACGCGGCUAGCAAAAACGACCAUUCCGUUCAGCAAUUGAGGAACCGGUCGACCCUGUUGAGAAACAACCCUAGUAUAUCGAUAACGCCAAAACAUACGACGCCAUUGCCGAGGCCCGUACAACAACCUCCUUACAUGGCCGCUAAUUCGCAUCAUGUACCAUCGGGAUCGUCUUCAAUGUCGUCUAUGCAACAGCAACAACCAAAAUUGCCUUCUUCGAUAACAGUCACAAAGUACGAUCCGUUUUCCAACGUUCAGAAACCGUCCGAAAUAGUAGGCAUGCAAUCCGAAUCGGCUGGAUCGAGUUACAACCCAAGACAACCAUCUGAGUAUCCUAGUAGGCCGAUCGAUCGGUACGCACCGAACAAUAGAGUUGGCUACGCCUCGUCUGGUAGGUUACCUUUGCCCACGUACCCGACAAAUAAUUAUCCACCGCAACAUCCGUCGGCCCCACCCUAUCACCGACCUCCAUAAUUUCAAUUAUUAUAGUUAAGAACAAAACUAUGUAUAUUUAUCGUGUUAUGACUUAAAUUGUACAUUUUGAGAAAAAAAAAUGUAAUUAAAUCUCACCUUAUGUAAUUUGGUGUAAACGUCGUCUCUUAUUAAAUUUUAUCGGUUUUUUUUUUUAACUGAAAAAAUCUUGAGAUAAACAUGUCAGUAUUUCACAAUAGUUUUAAAAAAAAAAUACUACUAUCAAGCUUUAUAACUUGCAUGUU